AUGACCUUCGGGGCUUCCGAGGACCGAGCAAGACUGCUUGCGUCUCGGCACAGACAUAAGCAUCGGACCGUCUCUUAUGCCUCGGAGCUGAUUAACAGCGCCAGCUGUUAUUACAUUCCAUCACAGCGUGCAGUGACAUAUGGACCUCAGGAUGUCCCGGAUCAACCAGCGAUUACCACCGAAUCUUCUUCAUUCAUACAGCAACAUGAUCGAUCGCCAACAGCUGCUACGACCGCCGACACUGCAUCACGUCGUCUUCGAAGCUCCUCCAGUCAUGGCCUCGGCUCAGGAAUCGGAUCUUCGGAGAAGGGAACUCCAAAGGAGCCAGGUCUGCCCGAGGGAGAGCACACCGAUGAGGGACAUCGGACGAAACCGCAGCACAUAACUGCGACGCCGACACAGCUGCAAUCAUUGGACCCAUCAUUGAGAGACAAUGAGCACUCUACCCAAAUUGCCGUAGCCACACAAUCUCAUGAUCCUCCUUCGUCUGAAUGGCAAACCGGUACCAGCCAAACGUCCGGACCCUCCAUAACGUCGACUCGCAAGGACUCACUAUGCAGUGAGCCAGACACGCCUGAUCAGCGAGGAAUUCGUUUUGGUAUCUCGUUGGAUAAACUGUUCGCUGAGACAAGUUUGUUUCGCAGAUGGUCGCCUUCUGGGUCUCCCAUUGACUGUUCUGACGCUCCCUGGUUCUUCACGAAUGGCCCCGCUGCCGGCAACUCCGCUGUCUCAAAGAUCUUCGACAAGUACCGUGACGAUGCGGCAAACUCACCAGAUACCAUAGGAGCCACCGGCACCAUGAAGUAUCUGGAGGAUAUCGGCGUGGACGUUGAGGGUUUAGAGAGCCUUGCUGUGCUGGAACUUGUGCAAGCGCCUGCCAUGGGCGAGAUGACUAGACAAGGCUUCGUCUCCUUCUGGAGCUCCACAGGAUGCGACACUCUUGAGAAGCAGAAAGCCUACGUACAGUCGCUGAAGACGAGACUGCCGUCAUCGAAGGAGGCAUACACGAAGGUCUACAACCAUACUUUUCAGCUCGCCAAAAGCGGCAAUCAGAAGUCGAUCCCCCUGGAAAUCGCAUCGGCAUAUUGGGAACUGCUGUUCACGUCUCCCCUCUCCGCGGUACGGUGGACCACCGAGUCGUCUCCGUGGAUACAAUGGUGGAUCGAAUUUCUCACCUCGGAAUGGAAACGAAGUGUCAACAAGGAUGUGUGGACCCAAACUUUGAAGUUCGCGCAGUUAACGCUCGAAGAUGGGGAGUUGACUUUCUGGACCGAAGAAUCAUCGUGGCCAUCCGUCAUCGACGAGUUCGUGGAAUGGGUCAAGAAGGAGAAACGAGGCACAAGUCAAGCUGCUUAG
Westerdykella ornata is the source of this 1356-nucleotide messenger RNA. Its product is annotated as DUF298-domain-containing protein. The record is from RefSeq and is a predicted model, not a curated record. Gene Ontology annotation, biological process: protein neddylation; positive regulation of ubiquitin-protein transferase activity. Gene Ontology annotation, molecular function: cullin family protein binding; ubiquitin conjugating enzyme binding; ubiquitin-like protein binding. Lineage: Eukaryota; Fungi; Ascomycota; Dothideomycetes; Pleosporales; Sporormiaceae. Gene Ontology annotation, cellular component: ubiquitin ligase complex. The transcript is spliced from 3 exons. Bases 1 to 1356 code for a protein of 451 amino acids.